GAUCCCUAUAGGAAGUGUGUCCGUUGAGGCUGGUGGUCGUUUUCAAAUUUUUCUCUGGUUUUGAUGAGUCAAAAAAUGGAAAAAAUAAUACAGCUAAAAGCAACACAUAUAAAAACAGACGCAUUAGUGCUUGAAAAUUUGUUACAGACAGAAAUUGUAGACAAAAAUAAAAAAAAUCAAGACCAACAACGAUUUAGUGAACAUGAAUCUAAGAUUAAAGAACUAACAUCAAAAUUGGCUAUUAUGAAAGAAAAGCAAUAUACAGCAACUCAAAAUUUGGAGCAUAAAAAUAAUGAAUUGUGCAAACAUAAUAUCUAUUUAGAAAAAGUACAAGCAGAAAAAAAAGCGCUUUUACAAGAGAUUAAACAGUUAGAGGAAAAACGAGACAACUUGAAAUCUUAUAAACCAAAUUUACAAGAUCAGCAACUGUUGGAACAAGGAAGGAAAAAAUUAAAAUUAUACAAAAAUUUAACAAGGAUUCAGUGGGAUUAUGAAGCUACAAAACAAAGUGUAAAAGGCUAUGUCUCAAAUAAUUAUGAUUAUAUUCAUCACUUUUGUCAUGAAGAUCAAGAACCUAGUGAAUUAGCAGACUCUCUGUGGCAUGAAAUAUAUUUGUCUACUAGUAAAGCUAGAGACAAAAAUUUAACACUGCGAUAAUAAUACUGCGAUAAUGUGAUAAUAAUACUAUGAUAGUUAUAAUCUUCUACACUUGUAAGAAUAGAGUUAAAUUAGAUUUACUUUACCUCUGUUAUUGCGGAGAAUCUCUCCUAAAUAUUUAAAAUAUUUUUUAAAUUUUUUAA
Messenger RNA from Camponotus floridanus (Florida carpenter ant), 800 nucleotides. RefSeq lists its product as uncharacterized. Lineage: Eukaryota; Metazoa; Arthropoda; Insecta; Hymenoptera; Formicidae. Bases 64 to 657 code for a protein of 197 amino acids. The transcript has 5 exons. The record is from RefSeq and is a predicted model, not a curated record.